CCUGACUUUCCAGUCCAGACGUUGUUGCACUUCAGCUCGUCGCAAUCUGCAAAGCUCACUUGCAUCAUGGAGCAUAUAAAUACACGAAGGGAGUCGCAAGAAAGGUUCGAAAAUGAGAGAGAGAUUGAUAUGGGAACAGCCAAAGCUCACUGCUUACCCCUCGAUUACCAGCCAUUAUUCCAGUGACCACUGCAAACGAUGGGAUAGACUUGCGAAAAACCAAGCAUGGGUGUAUCUCGACUUGUACUUCCUCUUUACGAAAUGGGAUCGAAUUUGGGGUGCUGUCAAGCAGAAUCUGCAACGGAGGACUGAGGAGGUUCACGCUCGGCAGAACGUUCUACCAAUUCAGCAGCAGACUCGCCAACUUCACAAGGAUAACAACAUCAUGAUCAGUCUCCGAGAGCAUGUACGAAUCCACAAAGCGUCGUUGAAGAUCGUGAUGCAGAGGGUCGAGUACAUGCUUGGAGGUGUAGAUUUCAUGGCUACCCAAGGACUCAAAGGUCGUCUCGAUGAUGCUUUUCAACUGCUAGAGUACUACGAAGUGACAGCUACCACACUCCUAGAGCAGCAGUCCAAUCUACUGAGUUUGGCUUUUAAUCUCGAGACAGUGGCUCAAGGCCAAGCUGUUGCCAGGCUGAACGCGCUGGCUUUCAUCUUCUUGCCUCUUAGUUUUGUAGCUUCUGUAUUUGGCAUAACGACUUUCACCCUCUCACCGCAAUGGUUUCCCGUUGCAGCAGUCCCUGCCCUUUGCACGACUGUGUUCAUAGCCUACGCUGCGCAUAAAUUCUUUGCCUCUGCCGCUGCGAGGGAGUCUCGCCCGAAGGCAAGGAACGUUCAUUGGAGUGACGAUCUCGAAAAGCUUCCAACUACCGGCUCUCGGUUAUCAGCAAACACUUGGAAUAAACUCACCCGAAUCUUUUCCCGGCCGAAGGAUGGCUCUGCGAAGGACCGCUUUCCAACUCCCAGUACGAUUUUCGGUGAUGGACCUAGUAUCAACGAUCCAUCGCGCCUCGUCAGGAGAUCAACAGAUCGUUCACUGGCAGACAGGAAUUAUGUUCCUCCUCGAUCGACGGUCCAAUUUCUUCCCGGUGCCUACGACUUUUCGAACCUCGAUGCUGCCUUGUCCUACCCGUCAGCUCCAACAUACGUUCCACCAGGAACUCAAGCAUACGACUUCGCUGCAGGAUCCGGAACAUACAGCCAAUAUAUACCACAGACCGACUAUUAUCCAUAUGCAUACCCGAGCGCUUUAAAAGAGACGUCAUAUCGAUAUGAACGACAAGAGCUUGAGGCUGCUGCGCCACAGUUCAACCCACACUCACGGCCGCCGCUGCUUUCUGUACCGCACAGCCCUCCACCCCCAGGGGCUCAGAUGGCAAACGAAAACGAUCGGUUCUACAAGAACAGAUUGUACAAAAACUCCGCCGAACAGGCAGAGAAUCUUGAAACACACCAAGCUCGAGCCAUUUUCUCGUUUACAGGCACUGAUCCCGAGGACUUAAGCUUCGAAAAGGGAGGUGUGAUUACAGUUCUAAGCGAGGUUGACAAGACUGUUGACUGGUGGUAAGCCAUGUCCCUCUCUCUUUUCCACUGCCCCCUUUCUGCC
Messenger RNA from Hyaloscypha bicolor E, 1606 nucleotides. RefSeq lists its product as uncharacterized. Gene Ontology annotation, cellular component: membrane. Lineage: Eukaryota; Fungi; Ascomycota; Leotiomycetes; Helotiales; Hyaloscyphaceae. The record is from RefSeq and is a predicted model, not a curated record. Gene Ontology annotation, molecular function: protein binding; metal ion transmembrane transporter activity. The transcript has 6 exons. The coding region runs from base 113 to 1567 and encodes 484 amino acids. Gene Ontology annotation, biological process: transmembrane transport; metal ion transport.